AUGAAACUUCCACUUCUAGUGUCUGCAUUCUUCUGGCUAGCUCCUGUGAUGAUCUUUGCAUUGCCUCCUGGAAUGUGGGAAAAAUGCGCAUAUUCUUUGUGGUGCCUGGAUAGUGAUGAAUGUCGGCAAACAUAUGACUGCUGGUACAAGGCUCUUGAUCACAACUUAGAUUAUAUCUUCUGUAAUAUUGGUGUAUAUGAGCCACACAAAUGCUGGGUUUACGCGUCCGCCAUAUUGGCGCUAGAUAUCAGCCGCGCGCUGAUGUCUCACCCUCUCACCCGUCUUUCACCAAGCCAUAAGAUGGCAGCACAGAACACAGACCCCUUCAGGAUCCUAGAGAAAGUGAGCAAUGCCUAUAGACUGGACCUCCCCAUAAUCAUGAAGAUUCAUCCAAUCUUCUCCCCUGGACAAACUGCAUAA
Molecule: messenger RNA, 420 nt
Organism: Paracoccidioides brasiliensis Pb18
Exons: 4
Coding region: 1-420 (139 amino acids)
Source: RefSeq, a predicted model, not a curated record